AUGAAGUUCCAGACACUCCUCACCGUGGCCUCGGCCAACCUCGUCCUCGCAAACAACCUCCUCGCCACGACCGCCGACUCAUGGAUCCGCAACAACCGCGAGACCCAGCGCGCAUACUGGUACGGCCGCGCGGUCGUCUACGAGGGCAUCGAAGCCACCAUCGAGCUGACCAAGAACAAGACCCUGCUCGCAUGGUACCGCGACCAGAUGGACGAUGUGGUGUACCCCAACGGCACCAUCAUCAACUAUGACUUGACAAAGUACUCGCUUGACAACUACCGCAUCGGCUUGAACUUGCUGUACUGGUACAAGCAGACCGGCGAGGAGAAGUACAAGGUCGCUGCGGAUUUCAUCCGUGAUAGAAUCAACCAGCAUCCUAGGACGCCUACUGGUGGGUUCUGGCAUCGCUCGCCGACGUACCCGGAUCAGAUGUGGCUGGAUGGCAUCUUCAUGUGCGAUAGCUUCUACGCCGAGUGGACUGCUGAGUUCGACGCCAAGAACACCACGGCCUGGGAUGAUAUUGUCCUUCAGUGGGAUAAGAUCCAGGAAGUCACCAUCGACAAGGAAACCGGUCUUCCCGUCCACGGCUUCGACGAGAGCAAGACCGCCGUCUGGGCUGACCCCGAGACCGGCGCCUCCCCUAUCGUUUGGUCCCGCGCCGUCGGCUGGUACAUCUGGUCGCUCAUCGAAGUCCUCGACGUCUUCCCCAAAUCUCACCCCGGCUACAAGCGCCUCGUCACUUACUACAAGGAUCUCUCCUCCGCUCUCCUCCGCGCCCAAGGCCCCGAGUCUCACCUCUGGGAACUCGUCAUGAACAAGGAGUACGAGGGUGUUGAGGGUAACUACAUCGAGAGCUCCGCCUCCGCCAUGUUCACCUACGGCUGGUUGGCUGGUCUUCGACGCGGACUUCUCGAUGAGAAGACGUACACCAAGCCCGCUAAGCAGGCUUACAAGCGCCUCAUCCGGGACUUUGUGACCAAGAACAACAAUGGAACCAUUACCUGGGAGGGAACCGUCGAGGUUGGAUCGCUGAACAGUGAUGCUUCCUUCGAAUAUUACACUGAGGUUCCUGUUGUUCCUAACGAUACUCGCGGUAUGGGACCUUUCAUGAUGGCUAUUUACGAGUGGGAACGUCGCAGCAAAUAA
This is a messenger RNA of Fusarium proliferatum ET1, 1146 nucleotides long. RefSeq lists its product as uncharacterized. The record is from RefSeq and is a predicted model, not a curated record. Gene Ontology annotation, biological process: carbohydrate metabolic process. The coding region runs from base 1 to 1146 and encodes 381 amino acids. NCBI's taxonomy places the organism in Eukaryota, Fungi, Ascomycota, Sordariomycetes, Hypocreales, Nectriaceae. The transcript has 2 exons.